Molecule: messenger RNA, 480 nt
Organism: Tripterygium wilfordii
Lineage: Eukaryota; Viridiplantae; Streptophyta; Magnoliopsida; Celastrales; Celastraceae
Product: MDIS1-interacting receptor like kinase 2-like
Exons: 4
Coding region: 1-480 (159 amino acids)
Biological process (GO): protein phosphorylation
Molecular function (GO): protein kinase activity; ATP binding
Source: RefSeq, a predicted model, not a curated record
AUGCACCAUGAUUUACCAUCGCCAAUCAUUCAUCGAGACAUAUCGAGCAAAAAUAUUUUGCUAGAUUUGGAAUAUGAAGCUCAUGUUUCAGACUUUGGCACCGCUAAACUUCUCAAGCAGGACUCGUCUAAUUGGUCAAAACUAGCUGGAACACAUGGAUACAUUGCACCAGAGCUUGCUUAUACAAUGAAGGUGACUGAAAAAUGUGACGUAUAUAGCUUUGGAGUGUUGGCACUAGAAGUUCUCAAAGGGAGUCAUCCAGGAGAUAUUAUGUCAAACGCAUCAUCUUCAUCUGCUGCUCUCCAAGUUAAACUUAAUGAUUUGUUAGACCAACGCCUUUCACCUCCACGGUUCAAGGUCAUCAUGGCUUGUGAAAGACCAAAACCUUCAAAAGCUUUUGUUUUUAGGACCAGACACCUGUCCUGCGAGACCGAGACCGAGACCGAGACCGAGACCCAGAGUGCAAGUGGCCUAAGUUAG